Molecule: messenger RNA, 1440 nt
Organism: Phyllotreta striolata
Lineage: Eukaryota; Metazoa; Arthropoda; Insecta; Coleoptera; Chrysomelidae
Source: the annotation of a GenBank genome assembly
AUGUACGAGAAAAUCAUCAAAGCCGACCUGGGGGCCGAUGUGAAGAUCAUCGACUUGAGGACGGACACCAUCAGCAAGCCCACGCAGGAGAUGCGGGAGGCCAUGUACGUGGCCGAGCUGGGGGAUGAUGUCUACGGGGAGGAUCCCACUGUUAUUGAAUUGGAGAGGAGAUGCGCUGAGCUCCUGGGGAAAGAGGACGCCGUGUUCCUCGUUAGCGGCACCAUGGCCAAUUUAAUUGCCAUAAUGGUGCACUGUCCUAUCAGAGGUAGUGAAGUAAUAUCCGGCGAUAAGAGCCACACGUUUCGCCUAGAACAAGGUGGAGCUUCCCAAAUCGCUGGAAUCCAAACGGUUACCCUUAAAAACAAAGAAGACGGGACGUUCGACCUCGACGAGCUCAGAGAUAAAAUUAGAAAAAACCCCGACAUUCACGAACCGAUCUCUUCCCUAAUCCUCGUAGAAAACACCCACAACCUAUGCGGAGGAAAGGUUCUACCAUUGGAAUGGCUGGAGAAAGUGAACCACAUUGCUGGAGAACACAACAUUCCCAUACAUAUGGACGGGGCAAGACUGAUGAACGCCGCUACUUACCUGAAGGUAACGCCGCGACGCGUCGUCAGAGACGUCGAUUCGGUUUGUUUCUGCUUGAGCAAGGGGCUGGGGUGUCCGGUCGGCGCGAUUUUAUGCGGAAAUUCGCAGUUUAUUGCCAAAGCUCGUCGAGUGAGAAAAGUGCUGGGCGGUGGAUGGAGACAAGCAGGAGUACUAGCCGCAGCAGGACUUGUAGCAAUAGACACAAUGAUAGACCGAUUGAAAAUCGACCACGAGCACGCCUACGAAAUCGCCAAAGCCAUACACCAAACCAGGUCUAACUUGUUCAAAGUGCAGUUGUCGAAAGUGCAAACCAACAUCCUUCUGAUGUACAUUGACACGACUAAGGUCGAUAUAAGAGAGUUGCAGCGUCGAUUGCAGACGGUGAUGGACUCGGACGAGGUGCGGGCGAGCGUCAGGUGCUCCUCGUUGAAAUCGAAUUGCGUGAGAUUCGUGUUGUAUCACGAAAUUACCGACGAAGACGUGACGAACGCCAUCAGAAAAAUACAAUUGAUAAUUAGCUGUGAUAGUUAUUUUUUAGAUUAUUUAGGUGGUACUAUAGCGGAUUUGAAGUCGCCAGUGGCUUGGGUAGAUUUAAAAGAAGUUGAAACGAACAUCAUCAAAUUGUAUUAUCGACAUCCCAGUCGCGGCAUCGCCGAGUUUUCCCGGCGAUUGAGGGAAAUCGAAGAGGGCGAUCCGGUGAAAGUAUCGCUGGUUGUGUCCGCUAGAAGCGGCAUGGAUUAUUUGAGGCUGGCCACGUAUUGGGAAAUAACUGAUGAAGAUACGAGACUGGCCGCGAUGAAAUUGGUUUACGUUAUUGAGGAAUUCGGAAGAAAUUUCGUUAGUAAAAUUUGA